This is a messenger RNA of Coprinopsis cinerea okayama7#130, 925 nucleotides long. RefSeq lists its product as hypothetical. Gene Ontology annotation, biological process: secondary metabolic process. Bases 1 to 894 code for a protein of 297 amino acids. The transcript is spliced from 5 exons. The record is from RefSeq and is a predicted model, not a curated record. NCBI's taxonomy places the organism in Eukaryota, Fungi, Basidiomycota, Agaricomycetes, Agaricales, Psathyrellaceae. Gene Ontology annotation, molecular function: CoA-ligase activity.
AUGUCUCCUCAGCCUAUAAUCUAUCGGUCGACCUACCCUCCGAAGCCCACAGUAAACACCUCCAUUUUCACGCACCUGUUUCGUGACUCGGAUGUGUACCCUCCAGCUAGGCCGGCAUUCAUCGAUGCAGCAACCGGCUGCUCUAUCACUAGAGGAGACUUGAAGAGGAACGUACUUGCACUCUCGGAUGGUCUCCGAAACCAACCGAUAGUCCCCGUCGAAGGUGGCAGACGACCACUCCGUCGGGGUGACGUCGUCAUGAUCCUCAGCCCUAAUUCUCUCUCUUGGCCUGUCGCCCUCUUCGGCGCCGUGGCAGCAGGCCUAGCCAUCACUCUGGCUAGCAGCAGCCUCACCCCGCGAGAACUUUCGUGGCAAUGGCUGGACAGCCGACCCCAGCUGCUGUUCGUUUCUCGUAGCCAUGUCGCCGUAGCAAGGGCAAUGUUUCAGAUCAUUGGCGUCAGUGAGGCUGAGGCAGAGAUGCGGACGUGGGUGAUGGAUGACAUCUGGUCUUCCACUCCUUCGAGAGCAACAACUGAUUGCAACUGGCUUGGAACUCUCUUCGGAGACCCUGGUGCAUCGGAGGAACGUUUCGAUGGAACUGGUGCGGAUGAGACGGUGUACAUUUGCUACAGCUCCGGAACAACUUCAUCCCAUCGCGGUGCUGGCUCUGUGAUCUCCAUGGCCUGGUCAGUCUUCGAGUCCAUCAAGAGGGCGAAUGAUGUUACACUUGCAAUUCUGCCCUUCUAUCACAUCUUUGGGCUUAUCGGGCAUUUGCACCACAGCUUCUAUAUCGGUGCUCCUACGGUGAUUAUGACCCAGGGCGAAACCGACUUACCGUUGCCACUCAUUGGAAUGGGCGGGGAGCACGCCCAGGUGAACGCGCUAUCACCAUGACGUUCCUAUGACGUCACUCCCUUACAAUCCU